GACCAGAAAACCCUUAAAAACACAAUAAACAAACAAAAAAAUACCCAACAAGAUAGCAAAAAUCAGAUUGCUAACAUUUCGUUGGGUAUGGUUUGGCAUGUCAACUAAGUAGAAGAAAACAGCAGAAAGAAUAAAAAAAAUGGGAAUUGUGGCAGGCAUAGGGGUUUUGUUGCCAUUCCCAUUUUACUACUUGUUAUGGACAUAUCCACAGUCAUGGGUGAACCUUUGUGGGAAAGGAAGGGACCCAUCAAAGGUGAUGGCCCUUGUCUCCCAUUUCAUCAAGCUAAUUCAGUUCGUUUCUCUCUUUUCCGGUUCUUCCUUCUCUUGGCCUCCCCCUCUUUACUUUUGGCCCCUCUUUGCCUUCGGUCAGUUCCUCAACUUCAGGGUGUAUCAAUUGCUUGGUGAAUCUGGCACUUAUUACGGUGUACGCUUUGGAAAGAAUAUUCCAUGGGUAAGGGAAUUCCCUUUUGGGUUCAUUAAAGAUCCACAGUAUGUUGGGAGCAUCAUGAGUCUUGUAGCUUGUCUAUCUUGGGUACCGUUUCAAUAUAUUCUCCUUUGGUCGUUGGGCUAUCUAUUUAUGAUCCACAUCGAAUCAGCUGAGGAUGUGACAACACGUGCAAAGCCUUUAUCCUAAUAGUUGGAGGUUGCAGUCGGCUCUUUACUUAUUUCUGAAAAACGUUUCUAUGGUGACAAUUGGGCUCCUUUGUUGUUGUGAAUUUGGAAAUAAAUCUAUGUUUAUCAGGAUACAACUGAAAGCUAAAAAUGAGGGUGAGCUUCUUUGACUGAAUUGUUUUGGAUAACUUUAUUUGUAACACUCCAUAACUGCUCCUGAAUUUGGUUUUCUGGUCAAUAGCUAGAGAACAUGAACUGGACAAUAGUUUGAUCUUGAAUUUACUUGAAUAGGUCCAAUAAAUUUUGUAUGUUGUAUUUCAUGUGUUCUUUUAGUAUUAAGAUUUAAGGCUUAGUUGAAAAAUGCUUGUGAUAUCAGUAUCUGGUUUUUCACACGGUGAUGGUGCAGAGAAUUCUAAGGUGCAAGGUAGAAGGUCGGUUCAAGUAAAAUUUGAUGGGAGCAUGCGAAGUCCUUGGUGACGCUGAUUAUGUAAGGCAGAGUAUGGUCCUCUAAUGAGACGUCUUCAGAUGAGAUUAACUCGGCGAGAUAUAUAUCGAGGUUAACCUAAGAGGAUAUACUUUAUGAGGUAUAAUAAUUGUUGUUUAGUCGAAAGUGAUCAUCUUUAAGACAAGAAGCAUAAGGUAUACCAAGUAUUCAGAUCACAUGUGUGAGUAAUAUGUUAGACAAUUGUGGAGUUAACAGAAGCGUGUUUUGGUGGAACACCUUACGCUAGCUACAUUUUGUUUCUAUAACGGACAUUCAGGCAUCAAAUGUAACAUCGACAAUGUGUGGGUAAUGAGUGUUACAACAAAAA
Messenger RNA from Gossypium arboreum, 1424 nucleotides. Its product is annotated as phosphatidyl-N-methylethanolamine N-methyltransferase. NCBI's taxonomy places the organism in Eukaryota, Viridiplantae, Streptophyta, Magnoliopsida, Malvales, Malvaceae. The transcript has 3 exons. The record is from RefSeq and is a predicted model, not a curated record. The coding region runs from base 140 to 634 and encodes 164 amino acids. Gene Ontology annotation, molecular function: S-adenosylmethionine-dependent methyltransferase activity. Gene Ontology annotation, biological process: phosphatidylcholine biosynthetic process.